Molecule: messenger RNA, 6921 nt
Organism: Lagopus muta (rock ptarmigan)
Lineage: Eukaryota; Metazoa; Chordata; Aves; Galliformes; Phasianidae
Gene: NEK10
Product: NIMA related kinase 10
Exons: 36
Coding region: 90-3437 (1115 amino acids)
Biological process (GO): protein phosphorylation
Molecular function (GO): ATP binding; protein kinase activity
Source: RefSeq, a predicted model, not a curated record
UGCGAAGCGGUGAAGCGGUGGCGGAGGCUGCGUGCGGGGACUGCCGCGAAAUGAGUGCUUUAGUCGUGUGAUGAUGAGACUGAUGCACAAUGCCUGAUCAGGACAAAAAGCUGAAGAGCACAGAAAAAGCAACAGACGAAAAACCUCAUGGGAUUUCUAUGAGAGACUAUUCUGACCUUAAAAGACUUCAGUCUCUCUUAAAUGCUCCAUCAAGCAAACAACAGCUUUCAGCUACACAUUUUGAAAAUGGUCAAAUCAGCACAACAAGAUCUCUGCAAAAUGUCAGAAGCGAUGGACAAAAACUCCAUCGUCAAUGGCAAGAGUCAACUGAAGCUGUUGAGCUUGAAAACUUUAGUGUGACCUACAAGAAUGAGAGAAAUUUUAGCCAACAUCCUAAACACAAGCUGUUUCAAGAUAUUUUUACCGCUUUAGUUAAGAACAGGUUUAACUGCAGGGAAUGGGUUAAUCAAGCUCCAUCCAUCCAUUUUCUUAGAGUAUUAAUCUGCCUGAGAUUAUUAAUAAGAGAUCCACACUAUCAGGAAAUCCUCUACAGCCUGGGUGGGAUUGAAAAUCUAGCUCAGCAUAUGGAAACAGUAGCGAAUGGCUAUCUAGAUUGUGGAGAAGAGAAACAUAAUGUAGACAAGUUGGUCAACAUGACAUACAUUCUUCAAAAGAUUGCUGCUGUUAAAAAUCAAAGAGAAUGGGUUAUAGCAAGUGGAGCACAUAAAACCUUAGUAAAUUUGUUAUCUGCCAGAGACAGCAAUGUGCUUCUGGGUGCUCUCCUUGCCCUGAUUAGCUUAGCAGAAAGUCCAGAAUGUAGGGAGAAGAUAAGUGAGCUCACUGUUGUUGAGAAUUUGCUGGUGAUAUUGCGCGAAUACGAUUUGCUUUCUAAAAGGCUUACAGCAGAGUUGUUGCGUCUUCUCUGUGCAGAGUCACAAGUCAAAGAACAAGUUAAAAUUUAUGAAGGAGUUCCAGUUUUGCUCAGUUUACUCCAUUCUGAUCAUAUCAAGCUUUUGUGGAGUGUAGUUUGGAUUCUUGUGCAGGUUUGCGAAGACCCUGAGACUAGCGUGGAAAUCCGGAUUUGGGGUGGAAUCAAGCAGCUACUUCAUGUAUUACAGGGGGAUAGAAAUCUCGUUUCUGAUCGCUCUUCAGUUGGAAGUUUAUCUAGUGCAAAUGCAGCAGGGAGAAUUCAACAUCUUCAUUUGUCAGACGAUUUGAGUCUUGAUGAGAUACAAGAAAAUACUUUCUCCCUUCAAGCAGCUUGUUGUGCUGCAAUUACUGAACUGGUGCUCAAUGAUACUAACGCUUACCAAGUAGUACAGGCAAAUGGAGUAUAUAUAAUAGCAAAACUGGUUUUACCAGACAAAGAAAAGAAUGCUGAAAAAGCUUAUUUAUUACAGUGCUAUGCUUUCAGAGCCCUGAGAUUUCUCUUCAGUAUGGAAAGAAAUAGACAUAUCUUCAGAAGACUUUUUCCUCCUGACUUGUUUGAAAUCUUCAUUGAUAUUGGACAUUAUGUGCGUGAUAUUAGUGCUUAUGAAGAGCUAGUGUCAAAGCUGAAUUUAUUAAAGGAAGAUGAAUUGAAGCAAAUUGCUGAAAGUAUUGAGAGCGUCAACCAGAAUAAAGCACCUGCAAAACAUAUAGGCAAUUAUGCAAUUUUAGAACACCUUGGCAGUGGAGCUUUUGGAAAUGUAUAUAAGGUUAGAAAACAUAAUGGGCAACAUCUUCUGGCAAUGAAAGAAGUCAAUUUACACAAUCCAGCAUUAGGAAAGGACAAAAAAGACAGAGAUAGCAGAGUACAGAACAUUGUCUCUGAGUUAACCAUCAUCAAAGAGCAGCUUUAUCACCCAAAUGUUGUACGUUAUUACAGAACCUUCUUGGAAAAUGACAGAUUGUACAUAGUCAUGGAACUCAUAGAUGGGGUGCCAUUGGGAGAGCACUUUCACUCUUUGAAGGAAAAGCAACAAAAAUUUACAGAAGAAAGAAUAUGGAAUAUAUUUAUCCAACUUUGCCUAGCUCUUCGUUAUUUACAUAAAGAGAAGAGGAUUGUUCAUCGAGAUCUCACUCCAAACAACAUCAUGCUGGGGGAUAAAGACAAAGUUAAAAUUACUGAUUUUGGUCUUGCAAAGCAAAACGAAGAAAACAGCAAACUUGCAUCAGUAGUGGGAACCAUUCUGUACUCUUGCCCUGAAGUUGUAAAGAGUGAGCCAUAUGGAGAGAAAGCUGAUGUCUGGGCUGCAGGAUGUAUCCUUUAUCAGAUGGCAACUCUGAACCCACCGUUUUACAGCACCAAUAUGCUCUCCUUGGCAACUAAGAUAGUAGGGGCUGUGUAUGAACCUGUGCCGGACGGACUGUACUCUGAAAAAGUAUCAUUUACCAUUAAGAGGUGCUUGACCCCUGAUGCAGAGAAACGUCCAGACAUAGUGGAGGUCAGUUCACUGCUGUCUGAUGAGAUGAUGAAAUAUUUGGAUGUUUUAUCUACCUCCCAUCUCAUGUUGGAGAAGAAACUGGAUCGGGAGAGAAGACGAACCCAGAGGUACUUCACGGAAGCAAACCGAAAUGCAGCAGCCUGUCAACAUCAGCUUUCUAUUUUACCACAAAACCAUUAUGACAAGUUGAGACUUCAAGGAAGCACCACUGGAACAGCGAGUUGCCGACGUGAUUUUUCAGAAAACCUUGGCAUCCGGGCAGAGAAUUGUCAUUCUACGUGUAGAAAAGACGAAAAGAGAACAUAUGAAGAAAUCCUGAUAGAGGACAACAGCAGUUUAGAGAACUCUGAGAAAGAUUUGUUCUCAGAAUUAGAUGAUGAGCUCGAUGUAUUGGACAACUCAAGUAGUUCCAGUUCAAGUCAUUUCAAAGAGUCUGCUUUUGGUAUCAUAAAACAAAACCUUGGUACUUCUGAAAGACAACCUCAGGUUAGAGACUGUAUUGAAGGCCUGGGAUCAAGACUACGACCAGCAUCGGCAGGAAUUGCUGUAUCACAAAGGAAAGUGCGUCAGAUCAGUGACCCUGUUCAGCAGAUUCUUAUUCAGCUGCACAAAAUUAUCUUCAUCACUCAACUUCCUCCAGCUUUGCAGUGCAACUUGAAAAGGAGAGUCAUUGAGAGAUUCAAGAAGUCCCUCUUCAGUCAGCAGAGCAAUCCUUGUAAUCUGAAAUCAGAAAUGAAAAAGCUGCUCCAAGGUUCUCCUGAAUUGAUUGAUACCAACUUUUUUACAGCAGAUUGGCAUAUGGUACUUCUCUCAUCUUCUGGCAACAUGUUAGUUCCAGAAGACAGAAAAGGUAUUGCUGGCACUUCUGAAAUAGCAGAAGGGAUGACAUAUGAGCAGUUACAGACCUUAAUUGAGGAGGUUCUAGAGGAAAGUGGUUAUUACAAUUUCUCUCCGAACAGGUAUUUUUACUAUCCAAUAAAGAACUAUCCAGCAAAAGAAGAGAACUCAUAAUUCUGAUCAAAAGGUUCAGAACUGUUUCCAGUGAAGACAAACUGCCUGUAUUUCAGCUGAUGCUUCUGAUUUCCGAAGAGCAGAGUUUUGCUCAUCAAACAUCAACCUGAAGGGAUUUCAAUGUUGAAAGUCUUCAAGAAACCUCAUGAUUUUUCAAGAUUAUACUUGUAACUUUAGCUUUGUUUACAGCAUAAGCACUUUACAAAGAACACUGGGAAAAAUGCUUCCAGGUUUAUACAUUAGGAGAAAAGCACAACUCCCAGAAGUACAUAUCUCCUAUUUUUAUAUACUUAUUAAAAAUAGUUCUUGCAUAGUUUCUGGAAUACUAGUUCAAAGCCUGUAGCCUUAUUCAUGUCCACUAUGUCUUCUACGGAAAGAAAAAAAGCUUUCUAAUAUCACCAGACAGAAAAUAUAUGUAGACUCCCUGCAUGAGAAUUAAGAACGGAUUAAACAUCAUCAGUGUGAUUUUAAUAUUUAGAAUUAUUUUCUGCUUACAAUUGGAUAGAGGCAAAUUCUAAUGCCAGUAUGACAUGUAAAUAGCAGUUGGUGUAGCACCUGAAUGUUGUUAUUUUUAAAAAUAUUGUUUUUAUUGCUGUUUGAAACUGUGUUUAUUAUAUGUUAGUCAGGCAUAUUUUGUAUAGAUACAUUUCAUAUAUACAUUCAAUUAUUAGCAGACUAAAUUAAAUACAUGCUUUGCUGCUAAUCAAAACUGUAGUACUUAAAAGCACUUUGAGAAUUUCAACAUUUAUUCACUAUAUAUCAGAUGAGAUAAAAAUAUCUCACUGCAGUAGUGGAGAAACUUUGCUGUUGUUGUUGUCUACAGUUAAGUAAAGAAUGCUAUAAAGUAGAAAUGCUUUUCUCUGCAGUGGCAAUCAUAACUGUUGAAAAUAACCAGAAGACACUUGGUGACUUAGUUCUGUUGAAAAUGAUUAACAUUAUAUUCAUCAUAUAACAACCAGUGAGUAGUUAAAUACAGAGGGAUGUUCUGCACUCUUAAAGGGUGAAAAGUCAUCCUCUGUCCUUCCUGUUCCAGUGUUUGUCUGUAACUAUCAAUUGCUAACUAGCAUUAAUUUCCUAUCAAUUCAAGAGUAUUAUUUCACCUAUAAUGAAUGACUUCAACAUUCCAAAUUGUGAAGCUGAGAAAAAUGUCCCUCUUUUCAUAUACAUGAUGUGUAGAAAGUCAUCAGGUACUGUAUUUCCACUUACCUAAUAGUGUAGUUGUGAUAGCAAAGGUAUAUUAAAUGCUGCUUUAGAAAUCAAAUUAAAAAGGCAAAGUUGGUCAUGAUAUAUUCUAUGGUGAAGAUACAGAUAAAAGUGUUCUGAAGAAGGAAAAUAGCAUAUGCAGUCCUUGUGGAAUGGUUAAUAUAAAGGAGAAAAGACAGUUUUGUCUUCAGUCAAAUAUUCUCAUUUUAGUAAUUACCACCAUUGCACGUCCUUUAAUUAUCUCCUACUUUCUUUUCUCCCUGUAGCUACUGGCACAGCUUAUUCUAAUCUCUUUUUAUGAGUGUAUCUCCUUAUGCCUGUCUGAAGGAGAGUGCCACCUAAUAUAGUCAGUGAUUGAUGGUGACAGUGUGCCAUGCCUACUACUUCAUCACCACAUCUUACUGAACACAGACCUCAACUUUAAAUUAUAUUCUUUAUGUCUACUUUUAGCCAGUAACUUCUAUACGUCAUCUGUUUUAAUGACAAAAAUUAAACAUUGUAUAUGCAGUAUCUAGGCCAAAAUGAAAAAGAAUGUUUUUAGUCUUGGUAUCCUCAAAACCAGUCAUUUUCUACCUGGCAAAUCUGAAGAUAGCCAUGGUAUGAUUUCCCCUGUUUUUUUAAUGUAUCUUUAGAAAGCUAAGGCAAACUCCUUUAUAUUUUGAUGUAAGAAAGUACUUGGAUGUUUUGCCUGACCAAGACAUACAAGAUACCACCAGUUAGUGUUUUCAAAAUAAUUUUAUUUGCUGUAGAUGGUGCACUUCUAGCAAUGUUACCAUUAAAAGGUCUGAAAAUGUUAAAUUGUCAGAAUGUAAUGAAUGCACUAGAAAUUCUCUGGAUCUUAUUCCAAGCGUGUUUUGAAUUAGCAUUGUUAAAUUUUUGUCAAGAUAUGUGUGGUAGUAUAGCAUUCAUUCAUACUUUAUGAAAUAAUUUUUCUUUAGAAACAGAAUGACUCCCAUUUGUUUCUUUUGGUAUAUUUGGAGUGCUGUUAACGUUGAAGCAAAUUUGUGUUCAUUUUUAACUGUUAAAGAUAGAGAACUAGAUAGUGGUCAGCAGAACAGAAGCUUCUUCCAAAUAACAAGACUGGAUGUGGAUGUGUGGUGUAUACAGCUGGACCUGCCAUGACAAAUGAAAGCAGAGAAUCUUUGAUCUUCUCUAUGCUUUCAGUGGAGUUCAUAUUUUUUUCCCCUGGUUGCAACUGAAUUGACAUGCUGGCUACCAUAGAAAAGAGCUGAUUUUUUUACUUCAACAAUUCUGUGCUUCUUCAAUUAUCUAACUUUGUCUCAUUCCAGUUAUUGGAGAUGGUUCGGGAUAUAUGUAUAUAUAUACCAGAUCAAGAUUAAGACAAAAGCAGGGUCAAAUGUUGUCCAAUUGGUUUAUUACAAAUUCUAAGCAGUUAAGGAAUGAUGGGAAGGUGGGGAGAUUAGAAAUGGUAAAGAGAGAAAUUCUAGUGAGUGGGUCACCAUCAUGGGUCCAGUGGUGCCGUAUUGGCCUGUAGUGUAGCUGCAGGUCAGUCAGCAACAUUUUGUUGACCUGUAUGUCUGCAAGUUUCUUGGAGAGGGUACCCAUUCUACUUCUGAACUCUUCAGGUUUUUAUCCUCUUUGUUCUGCUCUUGUGCGCCUCUGGUUGCUUGGGACAGCAGCUCAUGAUCCCCACACAGGGUGAUCUGCAGUGAUCAUGUAGCAAUCAGGUGUCUGCCACCUGGCAGGCUGUUGGGCAUGAAUACUGACUGCAUGGUAGUCACUUUCUCUAAAACAACUCUAGAAGUCAGCCUGACCUGCAAACAUCAGCCGAGAGUCAAUUCUUUCUGGUCACUCAACCACACUAUUUCCUCUUUCCAGCUUGAUCAUGGUCUCAGGUGGGUCACUGAACAGUCUUUGAGACAAGAAUGCUUUCUCUCAACUUCUCACAAACCUACAGCUAUUAACCACUCUUUGAUCUUGUGCUGUUACUGAUUUUAAAACCAACAGUUUGGACAAAUUGGUGUAAUGAUAAGGAAAAUGGCUGCAUUAAAAUGGUAUAAUGCAUCUCACUUGACCCUGUGUAUCACUGUGCGUACCACCAAUGCUAUCAAGGGUCAGUGUUGCUAAAUGAACACACAUGGUUAUUAUAUUGCUCUGAAUAGUGCUGAAAUGAAUCAUUUGAUUGCUUCCAAACUGGAAAUGGGGAUUUCUUAAAAACAAAUAUUCAUGAAGAACUAUAGAAGUAAUUUAGUGAUGGUAAAUACAAAGAAUACUGCCUAUUUUGGCUAGUUUGUGAAUUCCUAUUCUCUUGUGACAUUUU